Molecule: messenger RNA, 1879 nt
Organism: Notodromas monacha
Lineage: Eukaryota; Metazoa; Arthropoda; Ostracoda; Podocopida; Cyprididae
Source: the annotation of a GenBank genome assembly
UAUUCAUCUCAUUCCCUAGGAAAAUGCGCUUGAUUAUUUUGGAUACCUCUGGUGCAGUUGCGGAGUGGUCCGCUCGAUAUGUUAUUCAACGUAUAAAGGAUUUUAAUCCCACGCCAGACCGGCAUUUUGUUCUUGGUCUACCGACGGGGAGCACCCCUAUGGGAAUGUAUAAGAAGUUGGCUGAGUACCAUAAAGCUGGACUGGUUUCUUUCAAGUAUGUCACCACAUUCAACAUGGAUGAAUACGUGGGUAUUCCGCGUGACCAUCCGGAAAGCUACCACACUUUCAUGUGGGAGCAUUUUUUCAAGUAUAUUGAUAUUGAUCCAAAGAAUGUACACAUAUUGAAUGGGAACGCCAAAGAUCUCACAAAGGAAUGUGAAGCAUAUGAAGAAAAAAUCCAAGCUGCUGGUGGAGUUGAAUUAUUUAUUGGCGGUAUAGGCCCCGAUGGUCACAUAGCGUUCAAUGAACCGGGCUCCAGUUUGGUUUCAAGAACGCGCUUGAAAACUCUGAAUCAAGAGACCAUAAUUGCAAAUGCUCGAUUUUUUGACAAUGAUCUGAGUAAAGUACCCGCUCAAGCCUUGACAGUUGGCGUGGGAACUGUUAUGGAUGCUCGUGAAGUCAUGAUUUUAAUCACGGGAGCUCAUAAAGCAUUUGCUCUGCACAAGGCAAUUGAAGAAGGCAUCAGUCACAUGUGGACAGUCAGCGCGUUUCAGCAACAUCCAAAAACAAUUUUUGUUUGUGAUGAAGAUGCCACUGUGGAGCUAAAAGUUGGAACUGUGAAAUAUUUUAAAUUAAAUCGGGUAGAUGUCUGUAAUAAUAGUAUGGAUGAGAGUUUGAAAGCGUUGUGGGCAAGCUAUGUGUUGCCUGGGGAUCUGGUCGACCUUCCAGCAUUUUCCGAUUCCUUUGAAUGCACGGAUUUAUUGAGUGACGAUGCACUAGAUCCCAAAGAUUUACUGAACUUCACGGCGCCUGAACGAUCUGUUGAUUCCAUUGUACCUGACAACAUUUCUGCUUCCAAUGAAGAAAUUUUCGAGCUGUUACGGAAACACGUUGGUAAUGCGCAUGGGAAAAAGCUUGAUGGAUCCGUGAUUGUGAAGCAAUUCCGUUGUGAAUUGUGUGGAACAGUAGCUGCAAGUGCCAAAGAGUUACGUGCCCAUUGUUGCGUAUCUGAAGAUAAGCGCAAGUUCAAGUGUAAGGAAUGUCAGUACUCUACAUCUGACCGUAGUGCCCUGGAAAAGCACACCAGGAGACAUGCAGGAGAGAAACCUUUCACGUGCGAAUUAUGUCCCUACAAGGCCGCAGAUGCAGUUGUGGGAUUACCGAUAUGGGACAAGAGAAUCGACUUGGGCGACAGUUUCAAUAAGGUUACUGAGUUGGAAGCGGAGAUAAAAAUCCCAGUGACAGGGUCAAAAUCCAGUGGCAAAGUUUUUUCAUGGUCUACCCGUGAUCCAACCAAUGAUCUUGACUGGACUGUGAUGCGGAUUGAGCUCGAAGUUGAGUCCAAACAAGGCUUUCGGCUACUGAUAUUUGAUCAGAACCACCAGGCCAAUGUUGAGGAAGAAGCAAAGGCCACUGUUGCUUGAGAAGAAUGGAAUGCCAACUGAUCAAUCUUAAAUUAUUCAGAUUUUGUACUGUAUUGGAGUGUAGUGUAUCUUCAUCAUAUUUUGUUGAAAAUCUGCAUUAUAAUGCCAGGAUGUGAUGGCAUCCUGACAAGUUUGCUGAUGCCAUCAUCAUGUGAUGAACAUGGACUUUUAAUGAUUGUUCUGAGCCAUAGAGCAGUAAUAAAAAGUUCUCAGGGAUCAGCAUAGGGUGCUGAUGUCCUUCAUAACAUCAAAAACCUUCAUUACUGGAAAUGAAAAUCAUGGAAAUCUAGAUACAG